Baudoinia panamericana UAMH 10762 is the source of this 855-nucleotide messenger RNA. RefSeq lists its product as uncharacterized. Gene Ontology annotation, molecular function: structural constituent of ribosome. The transcript has 3 exons. Bases 1 to 855 code for a protein of 284 amino acids. Gene Ontology annotation, cellular component: ribosome; mitochondrion. The record is from RefSeq and is a predicted model, not a curated record. Lineage: Eukaryota; Fungi; Ascomycota; Dothideomycetes; Mycosphaerellales; Teratosphaeriaceae. Gene Ontology annotation, biological process: translation.
AUGUCAGUACGCCCUCGCGCGUCUCCCCAGUGCUCAGCAUGUCUACGCAGCUAUGUCUGGUCCGUCUUCGGCGAGCCAGCUGUACCGCCGACGGCAUUGAGACAGCAAGUUAGGGGCAAGAAGAAGAUGGCCAACCUUUCCAGCACUGUGCCGGUACGACUACUCCGGGACGUCAAGCGAUUCGGACGGAAAGGCGCCAUCGUACCCAUCUCCAAUGGCCGCAUGCGCAACGAAUGGUUCCCGCGUCACAUAGCCGAAUACAUCACGAUGCCCGAGCUGAAGACGUUACGGAUCAGCAACGCACCCAUGGAACGGGACUACGACUUCGGCACCAGACAAUAUGCAAAGCAAUUCGAUCUACCGAGCGACAUUAAAGGCGGCAUGAGCGCGACCGAGAAGCAGGAAGCGAGCAUGUUCCAGAAGAGGAUUAUCGACCCGACUCGUCUGAGUCCGGAGCGAAGUAUGGAGCUACUAGAGAUCUUCGUCCCGGGGAGACUGGACUUCUACCGCCAACCCAUCCUUGAGGAGAAGGAACCAGAGCCAGAGCCCGAAGCGCAGGCGCAGAAGGCGGAGCUGGCUAAACCCAAGCUUCCGACGGGGCCACAGGCUAUCUAUGGUAGUGUGAGCACACACGACGUCUUGGUUGCGGUGCGAGCAGCGAUGGCGGAGAACGAUGAGGCGAAGACGGUGGCGCUGAGGGAGGACGACGUGAGGUUCGUUGAUGUAUCGGUAGCGGAGGGCGGGGAGGCGGACAGGAUCAAGCAUAUUGGCGUGUUUGCGGUUGAGGUGAAAGUGAAAGGGGCGGAGAAGGGAAUGAGGAGGGAGGUUAGAGUUGUUGCGCAGGAUGCUGCUUGA